This is a messenger RNA of Cryphonectria parasitica EP155, 1303 nucleotides long. Its product is annotated as NAD(P)-binding protein. Gene Ontology annotation, molecular function: protein-containing complex binding. The transcript is spliced from 7 exons. NCBI's taxonomy places the organism in Eukaryota, Fungi, Ascomycota, Sordariomycetes, Diaporthales, Cryphonectriaceae. The record is from RefSeq and is a predicted model, not a curated record. Gene Ontology annotation, cellular component: mitochondrion. The coding region runs from base 38 to 1165 and encodes 375 amino acids.
CGCCCAGUACCCUCUUUGUGACCCGCGCUCAGCAAGAAUGGCCUCACUACCAAAGGCCGUACGGUCGUCCUCCAGAACCGCCCAGAAAGUCCUCCAGCAGAGGUCGGUAUCAGAUGUCGCGAUUACCCGCACGGGGAAGCCCAUUCUUCGGGUCCAGGGUGGAAGAUCGUCACUUGGCGGACACACCGCGACGGUAUUCGGCGCGACGGGACAGCUUGGACGAUACAUUGUGAACAGGCUUGCUCGGGUAGGAUGCCAGGUUGUUAUACCAUACAGGGAGGAGAUGGGCAAGCGGCACCUGAAGGUGACCGGCGAUUUGGGCAGGGUGGCCUUUGUGGAAUAUGACCUGCGAAACACUGAGUCGAUUGAGGAGGCUGUAAGACAUUCGGACAUCGUCUAUAAUCUGGUGGGCCGGAUGUACCCAACAAAGAACUUUUCUUUGGAGGACGUUCAUGUCGACGGCACAGCUCGCAUUGCCGAGGCAGUGGCCAAGUACGAUGUGGAUCGUUUUAUUCACGUCUCCUCGUACAACGCCGACCCUAACUCUCCGGCAUCUUUUUUCGCAACAAAGGGUCGUGGUGAGCAGGUUGCUCGGGACAUCUAUCCCGAGACGACCAUCGUGCGACCCGCGCCCCUGUUUGGUUUCGAGGACAAUCUGUUGCUGAAGCUGGCUGGUCUCACGAACCUCUUCACCUCAAACAACAUGCAGGAGACAUACUGGCCCGUGCACGCGAUUGACGUUGGCCACGCCCUCGAGCUGAUGCUCUACGAUGACACUACCGCCGCGCAGACCUACGAGCUCUACGGACCUAAGAAGUACUCUACUGCUGAGAUUGCAGAAAUGGUCGACAAGGAAAUCUUUGCCAAACGGCGGCACAUCAACGUGCCCCGGCAGAUCCUUGAACCCGUCGCCAAAUUGUUGAACCAGGUGCUCUGGUGGCCGAUGCUGUCUGCAGAGCAGGUUCAGAUGGAGCACGUUGACCAGGUGAUUGAUCACACGGCCAAGACGUUCAAGGACCUCGGAAUCGAGCCUGGUGAUAUCAGCAAGUUCACAUACCAUUACGUGCAAGGAUUCCGCAGCGGCGCGUUCUACGAUCUGCCGCCGGCGAGCGAGAAGGAGAAGAGAGAGGAGAGGAAGUAUCUACACGUGCUGGACGACCAAUAGAAGAAGAAAUAGAAGAAAACAAAGAAAAGGGUGAGGCAGUUUGGGUCCGGUGGGCGAGCAUGGAAAGACGAGCAAUUGUAAAUAUGUGACUAGAUUGUUUCUUUUCUUGCGCCUUCAAUUUGAAAAAGAAAUUCCCAU